This is a messenger RNA of Cottoperca gobio, 2155 nucleotides long. RefSeq names its product NK2 homeobox 2a (gene nkx2.2a). The coding region runs from base 183 to 1082 and encodes 299 amino acids. Gene Ontology annotation, molecular function: DNA-binding transcription factor activity, RNA polymerase II-specific; RNA polymerase II cis-regulatory region sequence-specific DNA binding. The record is from RefSeq and is a predicted model, not a curated record. The transcript has 4 exons. Lineage: Eukaryota; Metazoa; Chordata; Actinopteri; Perciformes; Bovichtidae. Gene Ontology annotation, cellular component: nucleus. Gene Ontology annotation, biological process: cell differentiation; regulation of transcription by RNA polymerase II.
GCCUGCGUGCUCUAACACACCCUGAUUUAGCUCCACAUACUUUUGAGGCACUAAAUAAGUCUCAGUGAAAUAAUGUCCUGCAUGGGCCAAGUGAAUUUCCUGAUGAGGUGCGCAUAGAGGACUGCAGACUGGGCCAUUCCUCCGUGGUGCGUAAAGCUCUCUGGGUGUCUGCUGCGGGCUGGAUGUCCCUUCACAUGUCGGAUUUAGCUCUGCAGCAUUACUUGGUGGAUCAGCGGAUUGUCCGAAAAGCUGGUGCAGCAACUUUUCCCUGCAUAUUUCCCCCCCACCAGAAUAUGUCGUUGACCAACACAAAGACGGGCUUUUCUGUAAAGGACAUUUUGGACCUUCCUGACACAAAUGACGAAGAAGGAUCUAUCACCGGAGCGGAGGAAGACACGGAGGGAUCGGAGACCACGUCCACGACGAAAACCACUGGAGUUUUGGUGCAAAGUCCUCUAGAAAACGUUCAAAAUCUGCCUUUAAAGAACCCCUUUUAUGACAGUAGUGACAAUCCUUACACACGAUGGCUUGCUACUACGGACAGUAUUCAAUAUUCAUUGUUUCUCCCGUUUCUUGCCGCAGUGCACGGUCUAUCCGCCAGCUCUCAGGACUCGGCCAAGUCCCCGGAGCCGUCCGCAGACGACGAAUCGCCGGACAAUGACAAGGAAACUUCCAGCAGCGGCGGCAGUGACUCCGGCAAGAAACGGAAAAGGAGGGUGUUGUUUUCCAAGGCGCAAACCUACGAGCUGGAACGCCGCUUCAGGCAGCAGAGGUACCUGUCCGCCCCGGAGAGGGAGCACCUGGCCAGCCUCAUCCGCCUCACCCCGACCCAGGUGAAGAUCUGGUUCCAGAACCACCGGUAUAAGAUGAAGAGAGCCCGGGCCGAGAAAGGACUUGAAUUAUCUUGUAUAAAACCCACAGUCCGCUGCAGUCAGAUGGGCUGGAUGGGGGACAGCGCCAACUAUCAGGUUCCCAGAGUUGAGUGUUUAUGCCUUUCACUUAAUGGAUUGUCUCACCUUCUUCAGAGGAUGAACAUGAGGUGCUUGAGAUGCCAGCACUGCAAAUGGAUCCUGGGGCUUUGAGCCUCAUAACAACCCGCCAUCAUCUGUUUCAGACAUGCUUCAAUCAGCAUGCGUGAUGAUCAAAGAGCAACAAUGUGGCAGCGACGCGUUUUACCAAUUCAAGUUGCCUAAUUAACUUCCUGCUUAAAGAGGAUGUACAAAUAUGUGUAGCAAGUUGUGCCCCAUCAUGUGUUUGUGCACUUGUACCCUUGUGGUGAAUUUAUAAUGUGUUACGGAGCUAACUUCACUGAAUGGAAAAUAAAUGAAAACAGCUUCUCCGUGAUAUGUCUUUACGUGGACCUGCUUUGCUGAAUAGGUGCAGUAUUUCAACAUGAUCGAGCAAAGACUUUAUUGUACCACGUUCAGUCUUUAUGCUCCUUGCGAUGCGUAAGACGGAAGCAAUAACCUUCAAUUUAUUAUACAAUCCUCUGACCAUGAUUUAACCACACAAAGGCAAUGUAGUGCUACAAACAUCGUCCCAUCACUCCACUGUCCUUUCCUUGACACUGGAACUCUAAGGCAUGAAAUAAGCUCAAAUGAAAUAAAAAUCACAAUCCCCCCAAAGCAACCACUGAUGCCUGUAUGUCCUCGUUUCACUGUCAGCUGUCCAACACAGAGGGCUGAGUUCAUUAUAAAGGGGAGUAUAGUGGCUGCCAUUACCAAAGUACACCUGAGCAAGGCACAAAACCCCCCUCUGCUGCAGGGCCCCACUCGACCUUUCGGGCCCCUCACAUCAUGUGUCCAUUGCCACAGUUAAAAUCCUUUGGCAAGAAUUUUCCAUUGCUGCCCGGAUUGUGCAGUUUAUACUGAACUGCCAGGUCUUCCAUUACUGUCGGCAUUUUAAUAUAUUCAUUCUUAGAGCCUACAUUUUUACUUUGAGUCUUCACAAACAUAAAUAACAAUAAAUGAUUGUCUAUAUUCUAUUUUACAUCAUGUAUUUAUGUGUACUGUGCUCUUCUUUUGUAUUUUUACAAUGUAUUUAUUGUUAUUUAAAAUGAUUUAAACGUAUUUUUAACUUAUCUGUACCGCACUUUUGGCCAAAGUUUGUUGUUUUAAAAUGUACAAAUUGACUAGACUUGUUCAAUAAAAAAAAU